GGAUACACGCUGGGCUGGGAUAUACUGGGGCUGGGAUACACACUGGGCUGGGAUAUACUGGGGCUGGGAUAUACAGGGGCCGGCAUAUACACUGGGCUGGUAUAUACACCAGGCUGGUCCGUUAUUUCAAGUUAGAAUCCCCCCUUAUAGCUUCAAAGGGCUUCACUCCCAUUGGGCAGCACCAGGAUCUCCCUGCAGGCACAGGAUCUUCUGCGAGUCCCAGAAAAUAUGGCAUCGAAAAAAGGCAUUGCAAUUGUAUCACGGGAAAAUCCCGAGUCCUACGACUGGCUGAUCCAUUUUCUCCUGUCCAUUCCUGGACUAGAUGUCCGACCCAUUUAUCUUACCAAUGCCAACUCCAGGAACCUUAUACAGAUGGUCUCCAAGUGCACCUUUGCCAUCCUGUACCACUCCAAGAGCAGAGGAAGAAUUAAUGUGACGGAUGUACCAGACUCAUUAUAUGACCAGGAACUGAAAGAAUUGUCUAAGCACUUUGGAAGAGAGAAAGUCAUGGUGGUGAUUGAUGACCUCGCGGACAGUAGUUUGGAGGAGAAGAGGAGGCUCCUAGAGAAACAGCCGAGCAUUGAGACACUGGCCCAGGAACUCUUCCUCUUCACCAAUCAGGACAAGGUUAAUAUUGGGCAUAAUCCAGAUUCUGGGUCAGCUGCAUCCAAGAAACUAAAGCGGAUGAAAAACAUAAUUGAGGCAAGAGCAGGUCCCACUAAGAAGGUUGUGCCAGUACAAAAGGAGUCUCCCCACAAAGGGAGUGACUUUGAAAUGACAAUCGAUAAUCCUGGCCCAGGAAAGGCUAGCUGCUGGAAGAGAUACGCCAUAUGGAUAGUUUUCUUUGCCCUCAUCCUUUUGAUCCUUGUGAUUUGCGUGGCUGCACAGUACAGACACAAGGCGGAGCCAAUAAGUUCUCCACUUAACGCUUCUACUGAUGAGUGGACCACCGUCUUCAGCUCAAUCAGCCUGACCACACUUCCAUUUCUAGAGAACCUUACCUUGAGCCUGGAAAAUGCCACCACCGUUCCGGAAAACUUCACCCUGUAUACAGAGAAUGCCACCACUGUUCCAGAAAACUUUACCCUGUAUACAGAGAAUGCCACCACCGUUCCAGAAAACUUUACCCUCUAUACAGAGAAUGCCACCACCGUUCCAGAAAAUUUUACUCUGUACGCUGAAAAUGCCACCACCGUUCCAGAAAACUUUACACUUUAUACAGUAAAUGCCACCACCGUUCCAGAAAACAUUACCUUGACUCCAGAACUUUCCACCACAAUUCCGGUCAAUGUUACCACCAUUCCAGUGCUGCCCACCACAGUUGUAGAAACUGUUACCCCUACUUCAGUUAAACCUACAACUAGUCCAGGAACUACACCUUCCAGCCCAGAACGCAUCACCCCAAUCCCACUUCCAGACACAGUCAAGGAGAAACUGAAGCAAAUUCAGGAUCUGAUAUCUUCACUCCUUAAUCCCUAGAUACAGGAGUCUUCUUGUACCACUCAUUAUGCCUAAUUGCCUUCAAGAGCUUGGGACUGCAGUAAGACUCCAUUGAGUUCCAACCCAAUCAUUCUCAUUAUGAAGAUCAUUCUAAAAAAAAUGGAUAUUGACGUUCCUCCUGCUUCAUAUAUACAGUAGCACCACAUUGGCCAACUCCCUGGCCAAUUCUGCAUCAAGGACCAGUUCUUUAAUAACAAAACAUUACAUACCACAUAGCCAGCUUACAGACAUCUGCUCCAACUUGUUGGAUCUCUCGAGGGAAUGGGAUGAAACAAUGGGUUUCAGAUGGUAGGAAGGUGAGGAUGAGAUGGGUGAAAGUAUUGGCACAACACCAACGAUACACAAGGCACCUCCUCCCAAUGUAAAUAGUUAAGGGAUUAUGGGGCAGUGAAAUGUUUUCUCUUGGAAAGUAAUAUAACAAUCAUGUUAAAAUAUGGAAAGCAAUGGAUGGUUGAGUGGGUUGGGUUUCUGUGGGCAACAGGUUGGGUUUUAAGUGAAUGGUGGGCAGUAAGUUGGCAUUGAGGAAAGGGCACAAGCUCACCUAUCUGCUGUCGGGGUGGGUUCUAAAGAUGUAUUUUACUCUUGCCAAUUUUAUACCAGAGGGUUCCUCCCCUCUUUAUGCUCUGGUGGGAUCACAUCUAGUUGACCUUCAUGUAGUAAAUCAGGCUCUGGGUUGCAUGGUCACAUGGUCAGAUGCAAGUGGGUAAUAUAUACCAGCAAUGGACUUGGAUUGGUUGGAUCGUUAUCAGACCUAUAGAAAACUUUGGUGCUGUUAUUGCAUUGAUCCUUUUCCAUCCUCAUCAUCAAUAAACUCCUACCAUGUCUCUGCCAGCUUUACUCUGCCACCUCUCAUUCUCUAGCCAAUUGUAACGUUGCUAAAAAAUAACCUUCUCUUUCCGCCGUCACAUUUCCAUGAUGUUCACCUUCCGUUCACUAUAGAAAAGUUAAUUAAACACUGGAAAUAUGUUUACACUGUAA
Xenopus tropicalis (tropical clawed frog) is the source of this 2478-nucleotide messenger RNA. RefSeq lists its product as uncharacterized. The record is from RefSeq and is a predicted model, not a curated record. Lineage: Eukaryota; Metazoa; Chordata; Amphibia; Anura; Pipidae. The transcript is spliced from 8 exons. Bases 229 to 1479 code for a protein of 416 amino acids.